Messenger RNA from Mesocricetus auratus (golden hamster), 4815 nucleotides. RefSeq names its product CUGBP Elav-like family member 5 (gene Celf5). Bases 1003 to 2115 code for a protein of 370 amino acids. Gene Ontology annotation, molecular function: mRNA binding. The record is from RefSeq and is a predicted model, not a curated record. Gene Ontology annotation, cellular component: nucleus; ribonucleoprotein complex; cytoplasm. Lineage: Eukaryota; Metazoa; Chordata; Mammalia; Rodentia; Cricetidae. The transcript is spliced from 11 exons. Gene Ontology annotation, biological process: mRNA splice site recognition; regulation of alternative mRNA splicing, via spliceosome.
AGAAGAGGCCAGCAUAGGGGGGCAGGGGUCGCUGGGCUGUCAGUCAGGUGGUGCACCUGGGUCAGAGGUCUCAGGGCUUCGUGUGAAGGGGCUAGCCUAAUCUGUCUCAGGCAGGGACCUUACUCCCGGUUCCUGGACCCUGUUGGUCCCCUCUUUCCUUACACCUAGCUUGGGGGUGACACUGAGCUCCCCUCCCCCUGUCUGGGAGGCAGGGAGGAGCCGUGAGGGGUGGGGGGGGUUGCUGCUGGGACUUUUGAACUGAAUUUUGAAAGCUUAGUAGGAGUUCACCCAUAUGAGUCUCAGUGGAUGAGCAAAUAUCCCAGAUGCACCCCCCCAGUCUGCUGGGGCUGUGGGGCACGGGGUCAGCACCAUCAAAUGCCAUUUCCGGGGUGUGUUACACAACACGGGGUAUCAGUCGGCUGCUGACCGGUAACAAACACCCAGCAAUUUAAGUUAUUUAGAAUGAGUCCUCCUGGGUGCCAUCAGUGGCUAGUCCAGGCUGGCACACUUGGACUCUGUCCAGAGAGCAACAAGCUCUCUAACACCAAAGAUCAUAAUUAUGUCUUCUUUUCCAACAUAUUCUAUGCUGGAGGAAGUCACUUAGCCAAGUCCAGACACAGGGCUCAGAAACAAUUGACUUCUUGGUUUUGGGGAGGUUGCUUUGUUUUGUUUUGAGACAGGCUUUCUCUGUAUUGUUUUGGAGGCUGUCCUGGAACUCGCUCUUGUAGACCAGGCUGGCCUCGAACUCACAGAGAUCUGCCUGCCUCUGCCUCCCGAGUGCUGAGAUUAAAGGCAUGCGUCACCAACGCUCGGCACAAUCUGACUUCUUGAAGACAGAAAUUACAAUGCAAAAUUGCACAGGGCUGGGAGAAAUCUCACCAUUUCCAAAGACAUUCUGUCUUGCUGGGGAGAUAAUUGUCAUUGGGUUUUGGCUAGCUAAGAGUUUGCCAGACAAGUCUCCUUGGCACCGGGUUGAUUGCUUCAGUGUGUGCCAAGGCAAAGAUGGCGCGGCCGAUCCAGGUGAAGCCAGCGGACAGUGAGAGCCGUGGAGGUAGGGACCGGAAGCUGUUCGUGGGCAUGCUCAACAAGCAGCAGUCCGAGGAAGACGUGCUCAGGCUCUUCCAGCCCUUUGGAGUCAUCGAUGAGUGCACAGUGCUGCGAGGACCUGAUGGCAGCAGCAAAGGCUGUGCCUUCGUGAAGUUUUCUUCCCACACAGAGGCCCAGGCGGCCAUCCAUGCUUUGCAUGGCAGCCAGACCAUGCCGGGAGCCUCCUCCAGCCUGGUGGUCAAGUUCGCCGACACGGACAGAGAACGGACUCUGCGGCGGAUGCAGCAGAUGGUUGGCCAGCUGGGCAUCCUGACGCCAUCCCUCACCCUGCCCUUCAGCCCCUACAGUGCCUACGCCCAGGCUCUCAUGCAGCAACAGACAACAGUGUUGUCCACCUCCGGCAGCUACCUGAGCCCUGGCGUAGCGUUCCCUCCCUGCCACAUCCAGCAGAUUGGCGCCGUCAGCCUUAAUGGCCUGCCCGCCACACCCAUCACCCCAGCCUCCGGGCUACACUCGCCCCCGCUGCUAGGCACCGCUGCUGUUCCUGGCCUGGUGGCACCCAUUCCCAACGCCUUCCCAGGCGUCCUGCCCUUCCCCGGGAGCCACCCUGCCCUGGAGACUGUGUAUGCCAAUGGCCUCGUCCCCUACCCAGCUCAGAGCCCCGCUGUGGCAGAGACCCUCCACCCGGCCUUCUCCGGAGUCCAGCAGUACACAGCCAUGUACCCUACCGCGGCCAUCGCGCCCGUGGCGCACGGCGUCCCGCAGCCUCCUCACCUCCUGCAGCAGCAGCGUGAAGGUCCCGAAGGCUGUAACCUGUUUAUCUACCACCUCCCCCAGGAGUUUGGAGACACGGAGCUGACCCAGAUGUUCCUUCCCUUCGGCAAUAUCAUCUCCUCCAAGGUGUUUAUGGAUCGGGCUACCAACCAGAGCAAGUGUUUCGGAUUCGUGAGCUUUGACCACCCGGCCAGCGCGCAAGCAGCCAUCCAGGCCAUGAACGGCUUUCAGAUCGGUAUGAAGAGGCUGAAGGUGCAGCUGAAGAGACCCAAAGACCCCGGACACCCGUACUGACCACGCCCACGGCUCCUCCGCGGUGGGUCUGGCCCCAGGUGAGCCGCCAGGCGGCCCUGUUCCCUGCCCAGCCCUGGUACCAUCCAACCCUCCUCCCAUCCCGUCUCUCUCUCCGAAUCCUGGGGGCGGGAGUGAGGCUCCAAGACGCCAACUGGUGAUAGACCCUCUCCCCGUCACCUGUGGCGGGGACACAGAGGUGGGAUUCGGCUGGGGGGUGGAGAGAAAUCUGGAGCUCCCACCAAGGGGGCUUCCUGGGAAAAUUUUGAAGAAUGAAUAGAAGGUCACUCCAGAGGUGGGUUUGUGGGUCUGGGGUUUGAUGGGUGGGGCUUCUAUCCAGUCCUGGGAAGAGCUCCCCUCCUCCCAGCUGAGAGACCCUAAAAUCAGAGAAAAGAUGUUUGGCACACACCCCAGUCUGGCUGCCUACAGUUGGAACUUGGAAUGCCCGGUUAAGCUUGGCCCAGAACUGAAGCAGAGGUGAUGGGGACCCCAGCACAGCCCCCCCGUCCUCCACCUCUGUCCCCGCCGGCUCCCUGGACCUGGAAAGCACGGUCUUCUAAUUUCAUGCCCAGUGGGUUAACAAUCCCAGAGCUUACGACACUCACAAUCUCGCAAAACUAACAAAAAGCCAGAUAUCCUCAAAACAAAACAAAAACCUAAACGUCAGAUUCCCACCAAACCACAUUCUCAGUACUCUCUUUGGGACUGAACUGAUUUUAAAAGGUGGGGUCAACUGCACACUGCCUCUUGGGAGGUGACAGCCCGGCCACCCAGCAGCAGCAGCCACCUACAGAGUGCCCAGGAACACUUGGAUUCAUUUCUUCUCUUUCUUCUCCUUUUUAAUCGUCUCACCCAGGGUCUGGUAGAGGUCAGCUGUCUUUAGUCUUCAGCGUUUUCUGAGUUUUGGGGUUUUAUUUAUUUUGGUUUCAAUUAGGAAACCUGCCAAUGGUGAACAAACCCCCAGAGAUCUGCCAGGCCUUCCCUUUUAACCCAGUGUCCUGUGGAUACUCUGCACUGGACUGGGGAGGAGCCAGAAUGUGAAUGUCCCCAAACUGAUGGUGACGUCAGAAACGGGGGUUGUCUUGCCAGGACAGAAGUGAAUGCCCCACUCCCCCCUCCAAUGCUCCCUAAUGCCCUCCCGCCAUCCUCCCCAGGUUGAGAGUUUCCCCCACUUCCAACCACCCCAGGACUUUUAUGUAAAUUACAGCCAAGUUUGGAUACCAGCCCUCCCAGUGACCCCCCUCCCCAUCUGUCCCCCCAUGUAGGCUCCCCAAUUCCAAAGCCACCGAGAGCCACAUGGAGCGCAAAAUGCUCCGUGGCGUGGCGUGAAAGGGACAGGAAUCUGAGCCCGAGUCUGAGGGGUCCACACACUGCCAAUCACCAUCCUCCCCUCGACUUGGAGACAUCCCCCGUCCAACUCGGAGGCUUUCCAGGCCAGCCAGUACCCCUUAGGCAGAACCCCCUCCCUGUUCCCUGUAGCAGCUCACGAGAGUGUGCACCAUAGACUAUGUAUUUUUGGAGUAUGAACCACAGGGGCCAAACGGUGUCUCUGAGCCGGCCACUCCCAGGGACCAAGGAGAGACGAGGCCGGCUGGAGGCUGCCCCCCACGGACGCCAAACCAGGACCCCGCCAACACCUAUACCUCCAGUUCCUGGGGUCCCCACGGCUGCUGACACCACCCGCCACGUCCGGCCCCCUCCCCUGCCUGCCGCACGCCCCUCCCCCUUUCACAGCCUUACUUGGGUGACCAGGUGUCCUUAGCUUCCCGCUGGGGAAGCCUCCUGCCCCCUGUUGCCCCAGGUGCCCCCCACUGUCCCCCGUGUCUCCCCCACUGCCUGCCAGGUGUCCCCCUCCCCCAUCCUCCAAUCACCAGCCUUGAGGUCACCCGGAUGGACGUGGCCACAGACUGCCAGACACGGUUGCUGACACCGCGGACUCCGCACUGAUUUCUUUUCUUUCCUUUUUAUUUGUGGUCUUUUUCAAGACCACAAGGCAGGGCGGGGGUGGAUGGACUCACUGAAAACCCGCUUCUGUUUCCUAGUGGGGCUUGGGAGCACUUUGGUGGGAGCCGCCCCUGUAUAUUACCCCUGCCGGCGCCCACCGCAAAGCACAUAGUUGGGGGGGGGGGGUCCAGAUCCCCUCCGAUGUGUCCAAAAGCAAACAAAAGAGACAAAAAAAUUUUUUAAGGUUUAAAAAAUGCAAAAAACAAAGAUUUUUAAAAAUCCCUUUUCAUUUCUGAUCCAAAACAAAAGUGGGGAGUAAAUAAAAAAAAUAAAACCCCACCCCAAUUCCGCCCACCUUGCUUCGCGUCCCCCGUUUACGUUCCUACAGUGAGACUAUGUUCCGUCCACGCGCGAGCGUGUGGCCCCAGGGUCGCCCGCUGGUGUGCGCAACGUCUAGUUCAUGUUUACGAGCUGUAAAUACCGUUUUUAUACUCCACACGAGAGACCCUAUGUGAUUUGUACGACGGGCUUUAUUUCUGCUACGACGAAUUUCGUGAAAUUUCAACUUCAAACUGAAUUUUAGAGACAAGCAGAGAGAGGAUGGGGACUGGGGGUUGGAGAGGGAGUGUGGGCGUCCGUCCCCUACCUCCUGUUCGUGUGCGGAGGAGCGGGCAUCUCAAUGGCAAAUCACCUCUCUCUGGUCUGGAAAAAGAAGAAAAAAAACCUAAAAGUUUAUUUAAUAAAAGUUUUACUUGUUAA